CUGGGACCUCCCGGUCCUUGCCUGCUUCCGCCUUCCGCUAACUUUCAUAGUCGCUCCUCUAAUUGCCCUCCGCUGUGCCCGCCUUCGUCCCCGGAAGUUUGGGUCCUCUGGCCAGCCACUGUUUGCCGCUUGUACGGGAACUAAAUAAAGUUCCUUUAUUCAAAAGCACUUUUUUUUUUUUAAAACUACAUCACCCCCAUUCUGAGCUCCUCCUUCGCCGCGGUCCCGCCUCUGUUCCUGUUGCGGUUGAACGCCGAGUUUUGCGGCCGGGAUCGCGGAUCGUGAUGGCUGGCGUCCCAGCAUCUCUUUCAGGACGGGACGUGGGGUCAUUUGCAUAUCUUACAGUUAAAGACAGAAUACCACAGAUCUUAACUAAGGUUAUUGAUACAUUGCAUCGACAUAAAAGUGAAUUUUUUGAGAAACAUGGAGAGGAAGGCGUGGAAGCUGAAAAAAAAGCUAUCUCUCUCCUUUCAAAAUUACGAAAUGAAUUGCAAACAGAUAAACCAAUUAUCCCCUUGGUUGAGAAAUUUGUUGAUACUGAUAUAUGGAAUCAGUACCUAGAAUACCAACAGAGUCUUAUAAAUGAAAGUGAUGGAAAAUCAAGAUGGUUCUACUCACCGUGGUUGUUCGUAGAAUGUUACAUGUAUCGUAGAAUUCAUGAAGCAAUUAUCCAGAGUCCACCAAUCAAUUACUUUGAUGUAUUUAAAGAAUCAAAAGAGCAAAAUUUCUAUGAGUCUCAGGAAUCUAUCAUUGCUCUAUGUAGUCACCUGCAACAAUUGAUAACAACUAUUGAAGACCUAGAUGAAAAUCAGCUGAAAGAUGAGUUUUUUAAACUUCUGCAGAUUUCGCUGUGGGGAAAUAAGUGUGAUCUGUCUCUCUCAGGUGGAGAAAGUCGUUCUCAGAAGACUGAUGUAGUCAAUUCAUUGGAAAACCUAAAACCUUUCAUUUUAGUGAAUGAUGUGGAACAUCUUUGGUCAUUGCUUAGGAACUGCAAGAAAACAAGAGAAAAAGCUUCUGUUAUUAGUGUGUAUAUUGUUCUCGAUAAUUCUGGGUUUGAGCUUGUUACAGAUUUAAUAUUAGCCAACUUCUUGUUGUCCUCUAAACUGGCUACUGAGGUUCAUUUUUAUGGAAAAAUGAUUCCAUGGUUUGUUUCUGAUACUACUAUACAUGAUUUUAAUUGGUUAAUUGAACAGGUAAAACAUGCUAAUCAUAAAUGGAUGUCCAAGUGUGGGGCUGACUGGGAAGACUAUAUUAAAAUGGGUAAAUGGGUUUACCACGAUCAUAUAUUUUGGACUCUGCCUCAUGAGUACUGUGCAAUGCCUCAGGUUGCUCCCGACUUAUAUGCUGAACUACAGAAGGCACAUUUAAUUUUAUUCAAGGGCGAUUUGAAUUACAGGAAGUUGACAGGUGACAGAAAAUGGGAGUUUUCUGUUCCAUUUCAUCAGGCUCUGAAUGGCUUCCAUCCUGCACCCCUCUGUGCCAUAAGAACAUUAAAAGCUGAAACUCAGGUUGGUCUGCAGCCUGGGCAAGGGGAGCAGCUUAUGGCCUCUGAGCCCAGCUGGUGGACCACUGGGAAAUACGGAAUAUUUCAGUACGAUGGUCCCCUUUGACUUGAUUUAGGAGCUCUCCGUUGUGUAGAAAGAUCUGCCAAAUACGCAAUCUCAGUUGUGUAUUUGUCAGAUCUUUUCAUCCCCAGAAAAGGAGCGUGUGAAUUCAGUCGCUUGGCAGCUCUGAUGUGCUCUGGGAAGCUUAGCUUCUUGGUGCCCAUCUACAUGCACUGGAUGAUUUUUGUUUUGCACAUUUUGCCCCACCACACUGUUUUGGGGGUAGAUGGGUUAAGCUAGUUACAGAUAUUUACAUUUAUAUUGGAAUUUUAGCAAC
Molecule: messenger RNA, 1881 nt
Organism: Cebus imitator (Panamanian white-faced capuchin)
Lineage: Eukaryota; Metazoa; Chordata; Mammalia; Primates; Cebidae
Gene: DCPH1
Product: acidic residue methyltransferase 1
Exons: 5
Coding region: 285-1610 (441 amino acids)
Biological process (GO): DNA damage response
Cellular component (GO): nucleus; cytoplasm
Molecular function (GO): phosphatase activity
Source: RefSeq, a predicted model, not a curated record